AUGAAUCAAAAUACAACAGAACAUUUUGUAAGUCACGAAAAUUUUGAAAUCCAACCAGAAAUAUUAUUGGAUAAUUUUUACAGCGUAAACGCAUCCGAUGAUGGCUUUUCCACGACGACAAGAAAUAAUAAUCUAAAUAACCAACCAGUACCUUACAUAACUGCACCAAACGCAAAUAGUAAUGACGAACAGUGUUAUUAUCCUACAACCUCUUUUGCAACUGAAUCAACAUCUUAUACUCCACAAUUUAUUGGUCAUAAUUCUAACGACCAACAGAUUUUAGAACAAAACCCACCAAAUACCAUUCCUUCACGGAAUAAUCUUUCUAUUAAUUCACCUAGAUUGACUAAUAAUAUUAGCCCUUCCCAGAUUCAAACAGUUGAAAUUCUCGGUUAUGAAAUUAUUAUAAUCCCCACAUCUUCUCCGUUGGCAAGUUUAAUCAGUUUAGACGUGCAAAAUCAACUACGACGAGGCAAUACUCAUUUGGAUUAUUCUUCUUAUUCGGUUAUUCCACCACGAUUAAAUCAAGAACGGGAUUAUACCUUUGCAACAAAUAGAUUCGAUCCAACUUUGCAAUACCUUUCUCAACCGCCGCAGUCGAACCCUAGCUCUCCCCAAAUACAAACGAUUGAAAUUCCCGCGAGUUCAACCAAUUUAGACAUGCAACAUCAACUUCAGCAAGGCAAUAUUUCUUUGGAUUAUUCUUCUUAUUCGGUUAACCCACCACAAUUAAGUCGAGAACAAUAUUAUGUUUAUAGUGCAGGUGAAUCUUCUAUUGGUGAUAAUGUUAUAGACACACAUAAUUUCGUUCAAGACAAUACACAGCCCCAACAUCAACAACAAAAUAAUUUAGGAUUAAAUGAAUCGCUUAAUAACUUCAACAACUUUUUUGGUUGA
Messenger RNA from Funneliformis geosporum, 897 nucleotides. The record is from the annotation of a GenBank genome assembly. Lineage: Eukaryota; Fungi; Glomeromycota; Glomeromycetes; Glomerales; Glomeraceae.